AUGUCGAGCGUUGAAAAUACUCCGCCUACUGUCACAGCGCCUCCAGGCUCUGGCGGUCGCCUCUCCACCGAUAGCGCUUUCUCGCAGAGCCGACCACGUCGACUGUCCAUGCUGCGAUUUGAGCGUCAUAAGCACCAUGGUGCUUCCGGCAACCCGCUUCCACACCGACGCCAUGCCUUUGGCAAACCCAGCUUCUCGGGCUUCCAACAACACUUCAUGGCUGGACUCGGCGAACUUAUCGGCACCACCAUGUUCCUCUUCCUCGCCGAAGGAGGUGCCAAGACGGCACAGCUUUCGGUUUCGGCGGCGCAGAACGAAACCGCCACACCUCUGAGCAACGAGACAAUCAUGUUUAUCGCUUUGUCGUUUGGAAUGUCGUUGUUGGUCUCGGCUUGGAUGUUUUACAGGAUCACGGGCGGUCUCUUUAACCCAGCCAUCACCAUCGCCUUGUGGUGGGUGGGCGUUUUGACCUCAUGUCGAGCCUUGGUUCUGUUCAUCGCGCAGAUCCUGGGAGGUAUCGCAGGUGCCGCCCUGGUGCUGGGCUUAACUCCAACCAACAGCAUCAGCCAAGUGACUACGACACUGCAGCCAGGGAUAAGCCUGGCUCAGGGUUUCUUGAUCGAGAUGCUCCUCACGUCGAUCUUGGUGUUUUCCGUCCUCAUGUUGGCUGUCGAGAAGCAUAGAGCAACCUACCUUGCACCUGUCGGCAUCGGACUGACGCUCCUCGCUGCUCACCUGUUCGGCGUCGUGUGGACGGGAUGCGGCAUGAAUCCUGCUCGAUCGUUCGGGCCCGCUGUUGUCGCUGGUGAAUUCAACUCGGACCACUGGAUCUACUGGAUCGGACCGCUUGCGGGAGGUAUACUCGCUGUUGCCUACUUCUCCUUCCUCAAGGUGCUCAAGUACAACUCGGUCGUCAUGGACCAAGACUCGGACAAGGAGAUCACCGGUCUGAAGCCCAUGCACGUUCGAAUCUGGAACCUGGUACGGCACAGACAGAACCCCGGUGCACUCAACCCAGAGAGUUCGACGCACUACGACAAGUCAGCGAGGCAGAACUUUGACAAGGAGGAGACCGAAGCCUUUGAGGAGAGGGAGGCAAUUCGAAAGCAAAUGAUGGACAAACCCGUCUUUGACGGCCAUGCCCACGAGGCGGCCAACGGUAGGAUGAGCGAGAGGAACAAUGCAGAGCUCAUGUCGACUAGCACCGGCAGCACUGCUCGUCUCUCGAGCGGCGGACAUCAGGGCGCCAUCUUGCCCAAAUGA
Mycosarcoma maydis (corn smut) is the source of this 1263-nucleotide messenger RNA. RefSeq lists its product as uncharacterized. Lineage: Eukaryota; Fungi; Basidiomycota; Ustilaginomycetes; Ustilaginales. The coding region runs from base 1 to 1263 and encodes 420 amino acids. The transcript is spliced from 2 exons. Gene Ontology annotation, molecular function: water channel activity. Gene Ontology annotation, cellular component: plasma membrane. Gene Ontology annotation, biological process: transmembrane transport. The record is from RefSeq and is a predicted model, not a curated record.